Coregonus sp. 'balchen' is the source of this 17393-nucleotide messenger RNA. NCBI's taxonomy places the organism in Eukaryota, Metazoa, Chordata, Actinopteri, Salmoniformes, Salmonidae. The record is from the annotation of a GenBank genome assembly.
CUGAUCGACACGACUUGCACAGAGACUUCUACGAGAGGUAAGUUACAGCAUGCUUUACUAUCAAUCACAUUAAGUGUCAUUCUGCGGUGGCUUCUGCACAAUACCAAUAGUGCACGUCUCACGCAGUCCCACAUCUUUCAUUUGGCUAUAUUAAACAUAAUGUCUAACUGAUGGGCGUCGCCAGAACUUGCAGAGAGGAGGAUAGAGCAGCACCAGAGAGCUGGUGAAGUUGCAUAUAAAGCAGCCGCAGCUAGUUUCAAUAGUUGGCCGCCUCUCUACAUGACCAUACAGGCAUGGCCGUAAUUACAUAAUAAUUCAAGCUAAUUUCUACUAUUGCACACUGCAUGGCUUGACAGGGUCAUGUUUCAGAGGACGCGUGGCUCUCGACCUUCGCCUCUCCCGAGUCGGUAGGGGAGUUGCAGCGAUGGGACAAGACCUCAUAUUAUGAGGACAGGGAGGUCCGGUCUUCGGUAAUUUAUUCCCUAAAAAUGUUUUUUUAAGGAACCCAGUCAGGGUCUCAAAUUACUGUUGAGAGUUAGAAUAGUAGAAUUGACAAGGUGCAAUUUCGAAAUGUAGUUGUGCAUCAGCAGUUUUCCUCUUGCUAUAUGUCACUCACUGACAGUCACGCAAUUAGCACAUGUCAUAAAACAUUUUUGGAUUAGUCUAGGGGAGAAUCUCAAUUGCAUACUCCUCGUGUCCUCUCCUCUCUCCUCGUCUCCAUCUCAAAACCCAUUGGAGGAGAAGAUCAGAGGGGCGGGAUCUCUGGCUUUCUCAUCCAAUGGGUUUCGAGAAGGAGGCAAGGAGAGAGGACGCAAUGAGUGUGAAUUGAGAUUCUACCUAGUUAGUCUAGACAGCUAUCUAAAUGUGUAGUAAUCAGGGCCGAAUUACUGACAGGUAAAGCUGGGCACUAGCCCAGGGAUCCUAACCUCCAAGGGGCCCUCAUUGACAUGUUUGUCAGUCUCACUCAGGUAUCAUAUUAACAUGACAUAAGUCAUGGCAAAAUGUGUAGAAUUGAAUGGAAUUAGCUUUAAAAUUUAAUUUGUUUACGUUUUGUUAAUAAAAUAGUUUUUCUGCUAUCAGAUCCCUCUGUAUGUAGUAAACUAUCCUGGUGCUGAGUUAAUGUGAGUUAAUGUGUAGCUGCUAAUUGUAUAGCUAAUAGGCUAUCUGUUUGUAGAUCGACUGAGGUAAAUGAAGCUACAAGAACCAAUGUGAUAAUGGUUGGGAUAAUUUUUGCUAUUUUCCAAAAGCAUUUUAGAGUGUUUAAAUAGUAUAGAAAUGCAGCAAAUGAGCUUGAACGUUUUUAACAUUUUCAAAAUUUCACAGUAUUAUUCCAACAUCAUAGUGUGGACUUAUAUAUAAAAACAAUAGGAAAAUCCCAUUUUUGACUGCACUAUGCAGAAAUCACUCUGCCAUUUCCUGGUUGCUAAAAUGUUAAUUGUCACUGGUGUAGAGAUGAGUAGGCAGGAGGCAGUCGCAGGUUUAGAACUACUGAAUUUAUUAAAGCACCAUAGUUUAAAGCGGGAUGAAAUCCACAGUGCAAAAUAUAAAGUACUCAGGACAUAGUAGGAGAGCUCCCUCUCAGGAAAACAAGCAACAUAUACAAUGACCGACAAAGACAAAUGACAGAGGGAGCAUAUAUACAGUGAUAGAUUGGGGAUUGGAACCAGGUGUGUGUAAUGAUGACGAGACAAGUCCUGGGUUGAUGAGUGAAGGGCGUUUUCCAGCAGCAGGUUCGGCAGCAGCUAGAAGGCCGGGCGAAGCCGAAUACCUGAGCUGGACAGGAUGGGGAGCCAAAACGAAGGCUGGUGUGACAGUACCACCUCGAGGCGUUGCUUCAGCAGCAGGGCGCUGCCGACCUUGGGGACGACCCCGGAGAUGCGGAGCCGGUCGGUCGGGAUGACGCCUGUGGAAAUCCCAAAUGAGAGAACGGUCCAGGACUUCCCGAACUGGAACCCAGCACCGCUCUUCGGGACCGUACCCCUCCCAGUUGACCAGGUACUGGAGAGACCAACGCCGGGGCGCCGGGGCUCCCUCGAAGUCCAAGGGAGGGGGAGGUGCGUCGUGGGGUCCAGCACUAGCCAAGGGACUAGCUGCCACCGGCCUGAGGAGAGAUACAUGUAAUGAGGGUGAGAUACGGUAAAUGACAGGGAGCUGUAAUCUGUACUUCACCUCAUUGAUUCUCCUCAGGACCUUGAACGGCCCCACAAACUGCGGGCUCAGCUUCUGGCAGGGCAGGCAGAGGGGCAGGUCCUUCGUAGAAAGCCAGACCCUGUCACCGGGGUCACACUGCGGUGACGAUCGGACUGCGCCUUCUGCCGGAGGACAAAGUGCUGGAGAUGGGUGUGCACUGUGUUCCAUACCUCCUCGGCGCGCCGGAACCAAUCGUCCACCGCAGGAGCCUCAAUCUUUAAAAAAAUUUUAUUUCACCUUUAUUUAACCAGGUAAACCAGUUGAGAACAAGUUCUCAUUUACAACUGCGACCUGGCCAAGAUAAAGCAAAGCAGUGCGAUAAAAACAACAACACAGAGUUACAUAUGGGGUAAAACAAAACAAAGUCAAAAAUACAACAGAAAUACAUAUAUAUACAGUGUGUGCAAAUGUACCAAGUUAUGGAGGUAGGGCAAUAAAUAGGCUAUAGUGCAAAAUAAUUACAAUUAGUAUUAACGCUGGAAUGAUAGAUGUGCAAGAGAUGGUGUGCAAAUAGAGAUACUGGGGUACAAAUGAGCAAAAUAAAUAACAAUAUAGGGAUGAGGUAGUUGGGCGGGCUAAUUUCAGAUGGGCUGUGUACAGGUGCAGUGAUCGGUAAGGUGCUCUGACAACUGAUGCUUAAAGUUAGUGAGGGAGAUAAGUGUCUCCAGCUUCAGAGAUUUUUGCAAUUUGUUCCAGUCAUUGGCAGCAGAGAACUGGAAGGAAUUGCGGCCAAAGGAGGUGUUGGCUUUGGGGAUGACCAGUGAGAUAUACCUGCUGGAGCGCAGACUACGGGUGGGUGUUGCUAUGGUGACCAAUGAGCUAAGAUAAGGCGGGGAUUUGCCUAGCAGUGAUUUAUAGAUGGCCUGGAGCCAGUGGGUUUGGCGACGAAUAUGUAGUGAGGACCAGCCAACAAGAGCGUACAGGUCACAGUGGUGGGUAUUAUAUGGGGCUUUGGAGACAAAACGGAUGGCACUGUGAUAGACUACGUCCAAUUUGCUGAGUAGAGUGUUGGAGGCUAUUUUGUAAAUGACAUCGCCGAAGUCAAGGAUCGGUAGGAUAGUCAGUUUUACGAGGGCAUGUUUGGCAGCAUGAGUGAAGGAGGCUUUGUUGCGAAAUAGGAAACCGAUUCUAGAUUUAACUUUGGAUUGGAGAUUCUUAAUGUGAGUCUAGAAGGAGAGAUUACAGUCUAACCAGACACCUAGAUAUUUGUAGUUGUCCACAUACUCUAGGUCAGACCCGUCGAGAGUAGUGAUUCUAGUCGGGUGGGCGGGUGCAAGCAGCGUUCGGUUGAAGAGCAUGCAUUUAGUUUUACUAGUGUUUAAGAGCAGUUGGAGGCUACUGAAGGAGUGUUAUAUGGCAUUGAAGCUCGUUUGGAGGUUUGUUAACACAGUGUCCAAUGAAGGGCCAGAUGUAUACAAAAUGGUGUCGUCUGCGUAGAGGUGGAUCUGAGAGUCACCAGCAGCAAGAGCGACGUCAUUGAUAUACACAGAGAAAAGAGUCGGCCCAAGAAUUGAACCCUGUGGCACCCCCAUAUAGACUGCCAUAGGUCCAGACAACAGGCCCUCCGAUUUGACACAUUGAACUCUAUCUGAGAAGUAGUUGGUGAACCAGGCGAGGCAGUCAUUUGAGAAACCAAGGCUAUUUAGUCUGCCAAUAAGAAUGCGGUGGUUGACAGAGUCGAAAGCAUUGGCCAGGUCAAUGAAAACGGCUGCACAGUACUGUCUAUUAUCGAUCGCGGUUAUAAUAUCGUUUAGGACCUUGAGCGUGGCUGAAGUGCACCCAUGACCAGCUCGGAAACCGGAUUGCAUUGCGGGGAAUUGGUGGGAUUUGAAAUGGUCGGUGAUCUGUUUGUUGACUCCGGUGCCAGGGUGCCAGGGCUGGCUGAUAGCUUAGAACACACCGAAAGGGUGUGAGGUUAGUGGAGGAGUGACGGAGGGAGUUUUGUGCGUAUUCUGCCCAAGGCAGAAAUGCAGCCCAAUCCCCUGGCUGGUCCUGACAGUAAUUACAAAGGUACCUACCCAGUUCCUGAUUUACCCUUUCCACCUGCCCAUUUGAUUGGGGACGGUACCCGGAGGUGAGACUGACCGUGACCCCCAGUCGUUCCAUGAAGGCCUUCCAGACACGGGAGGUGAACUGAGGACCACGGUCAGACAAAAUGUCCUCCGGGAUCCCGUAGUGCCGGAAGACGUGAGAGAAGAGGGCCUCCGCGGUCUGCAUGGCUGUAGGGAGACCAGGCAGAGGAAUCAAAUGACAGGCUUUGGAAAACCGGUCCACAACAACCAGGGUGGUGGUGUGCCCCUCCGAGGGGGGAAGGUCUGUGAAAAAGUCCACGGAGAGAUGGGACCAGGGUCAUUGUGGAACCGGCAGCGGGUGGAGUUUGCCAUAGGGGAGGUGUCUCAGUGUCUUGCUCUGUGUGCAGGUGGAGCAGGAAGAGACGUCAACCAGGACGUCCAGGGCCAAGGUGGGACACCAGUACUUGGCAGAGAGACAGUCGGUGCCCCGACACAGGUGCUGUGUAUACCCAGGCAAGGAGACGGUCCUGCACAUCAGAGGGCAUGUAGAUAUGCCCCUCAGGACAGUGGGCAGGCAAGGGCUCCUGUCGCAGGGCUCGACGAAUGUCCGCGUCCACAUUCCACACGACAGGAGCCACAAUGCAGGACAGGGGAAUAAUGGGUGUCACCAAGGCCACCUUUAGGUCCCGGUAUUCCUCCGGGAUAGGGACGUGGGUGGCCUGGUCCGAACUUUCCACAGAGGUGGCACAGAUUGACACAGAGAGACACCUCCCCGACAGUCCUGCGACCAACCCAACAACCUCCUCUCUGUCCACAAUAUACUGGGGUUAUGCAACUGUAGCCAGGGGAAACCUAAAACUACGGGGUGUGCAGAAGAGUCUAAGAUGAGGAAAGUGAUGUGUUCAUGGUGGUUGUGAUUAACAGUGAGGGAAAUGGGAAUCGUGGUCUGGCGCACCAGUCCUGUUCCUAGGGGACGGUUGUCUAGGGCAUGGACUGGGAUAGGGGGUUGUAAAGGGACUAGAGGAAUGCGUAAUGAUAAGGCCACUGACCGGUCUAGGAAAUUGCCUACUGCACGUGAGUCCACUAGGGCAGGACUCAGUGGGGGACCAGGAUAGUCAGGCAAGAUGACAGGGAGGAGGACAGGCUGGGUGGACAGAGAGGAGCAAGGCACGCCCACGCCCACGUCUACCUGGGAACUUGCAGGAGCGCGCCUCGGCCUGUCGCUUCCUCGCCUGGUUCUCCUUCUGGGACAGGUGUUCCAGGAGUGGUCCGACUCCCCGCUGUAGAAGCAGAGACCCUGUUUACAGAGGCGUUUAUGUUCUGCAGGGGGAAGGUGUGUUGUGCCAACCUCCAUGGGCUCAGUCUCGCUGGAGGUUCCUGGGAGAGACCCGAACCCCCGGGAUGGGUGACGACGGGCAUGCAGGAGAUUAUCCAGGCGGAUGGCCAUGGCGAUGAGCUGGUCCAGCGUGAAGUCCUCAUCGUGACAGGCCAGCUCGGUCUGGACGUCCGCCUGUAGCCUGCUGCGGAAAACCGUCAACAGGGCCUGGACGUUCCAGCCAGUGGACGCAGCCACUGUCCGGAAAUCCAGAGCGUACUCCGACGCUGUCCUGGACCCUGGCGUAGAUGCUCACCUCCCUCUCAGCCAUCUGUUUGGUGGUCGAAGACGGCACAGAAGAGUUGUGUGAAGCGCUCAUAGGACUGCACUUCUGGACCGUCCCUCUCCCAGACGGCGUGCGCCCACUCCAGAGCCCGGCCUGUCUGCACCAAGAUCACCAAGGCCACCUUGUCCCUCUCGGAGGCCGACCCGGCAUGAAGGGAAAUGUGGAGGUCACACUGCAGGAGAAACCCCCUACAGUGAGCUGGGGUGCCGUCAAACCACUCCGGGAGGGGCAGGUGGACGUUGCUGAUCGGACCGGGUGAUGUAGAUGGUGGUGGGGUGGCUGGAACGACCGCAGGGAGCUGGGAAGGUGGUGGUGUAGCCUGCAGUUGGCAUACGACCCGGUGAACCUCGUCCAUGGUAGUCCCGAGGCGCUUCCGGCACGAGUCGUGGUGCCGGAACAUCGCUCCUACAGCGGAGAGGUCGGGAUGUCCUGCUGCUUCCUGUUUUCUUGGGUCGGUCAUUCUGUCACUGGUGUAGAGAGGAGUAGGCAGGAGGCAGUCGCAGAUUUAGAACUACUCAAUUUAUUAAAGCACCAUAGCUUAAAGCGGGAUGAAACCCACAGUGCAAAAUAUAAAGUACUCAGGACAUAGUAGGAGAGCUCCCUCUCAGGAAAACAAGCAACAUAUACAAUGACCGACAAAGACAAAUGACAGAGGGAGUAUAUAUACAGUGAUAGAGUGGGGAUUGGAACCAGGUGUGUGUAAUGAUGACGAGACAAGUCCGGGGUUGAUGAGGUGUUUGCCAGUAGCAGGUUCGGCAGCAGCUAGUAGGCCGGCAUCGCCGAAUGCCUGAACUGGACAGGGGGGGAGCCAAAGUGAAGGCUGGUGUGACAGCCUUUAGGCUGGCCUAAUUUCAGUUUUUGUGACAACACAAGCAAGUAUAGUGUAGAGAAUCAUUGUACCAUUUAAACUGCCUCUGGAAGCAAUGUAAGCACAAUAACUGUUCGUCAGGAGCUUCAUGAAAUGGGUUUCUGUGGCCGAGCAGCCGUACACAAGCCUAAGAUCACCAUGCGCAAUGCCAAGCGUCAGCUGGAGUGGUGUAAAGCUCGCCGCCAUUGGACUCUGGAGCAGUGGAAACGUGUUCUCUGGAGUGAUGAAUCACGCUUCACCAUCUGGCAGUCCGACAGACUAAUCUGGGUUUGGCGGAUGCCAGGAGAACGCUUCCUACCCCAAUGCAUAGUGCCAACUGUAAAGAUUGGUGGAGGAGGAAAAAUGGUCUGGGACUGUUUUUCAUGGUUCGGGCAAGGACCCUUAGUUCCAUUGAAGGGAAAUCUUAACGCUACAGCAUACAGUGACAUUCUAGACGAUUCUGUGCUUCCAGCUUUGUGGCAACAGUUUGGGGAAGGCCCUGUCCUGUAUCAGCAUGACAAUGCCCCCGUGCACAAAGCGAGGUCCAUACAGAAAUGGUUUCGAGAUCGGUGUGGAAGAACAUGACUGGCCUGCACAGAACCCUGACCUCAACCCCAUCGAACACCUUUGGAAUGAAUUGGAACGCCGACUGUGAGCCAGGCCUAAUCGCCCAACAUCAGUGCCCGACCUCAGUAAUGCUCUUGUGGCUGAAUGGAAGCAAGUCCCUGCAGCAAUGUUCUAACAUCUAGCGGAAAGCCUUCCCAGAAGAGUGGAGGCUGUUAUAGCAGCAAAGGGGGGACCAACUCCAUAUUAAUGUCCAUGAUUUUGGAAUGAGAUGUUCGUCGAACAGGUGUCCACAUACUUUUGGUAAUGUAGUGUAUAUAAGGCCAUAUAUGGCCAUAUUACUUUUCCGUAUGGGGCAGCUUGCUCCAAGAUGCUACUGUACUUGAUUUAUCUAAUGCAGAUUAGUCUACUGCAGCAUUCCACUGGCUUUAUUAGCGAGUUCUCUAGUCUAGCACACCACCAGAUCGUAUAGCUUUAAACCCAGACUCUACCAUGUCACUGCUACUACACGCCAAGUCAUACUUGAUUAACCAUGCUUGUGUUACCAUCCCCUUGGUCUAGGACUGCAGGCCAGCUUUGCCGUUGUGUAUGGAUAUUAACUCAAACAAUGGGUGCUGGAUCAGCUGAAUCAUGAUUCAUAAAGUCAGCCUUUACGCGCUGUUUUCUCUAGAGAUCUACCCAGUGUGCAUUCCAAAUGACACCCUUUUCCCAUUGAGCACAACUUUUUUGACCAGGGCCCAAAGUACUGCACUAUAUAGGGUAUAGGGUACGAUUUGGGAUAGCGUCCAAAUGUCCAUCUUCUAAACUGUAAAAUUGAACUCUGUGGCACAACUGUCAACUAAAGAGGCUGAUUGAUUUAAAGCUCUCCUUAUUAUCUAAGGAACUAAGGAAGUCUCGAGGUUUUGCUCGCCUGAGGUAGAGUAUCUUAUGAUAAGCUGUAGACCACACUAUUUACCAAGAGAGUUUUCAUCUAUAUUUUUCAUAGCUGUCUAUUUACCACCACAAACCAAUGCUGGCAUUAAGAUUGCACUGAAUGAGUUGUACAAGGCCAUUAAUCAACAGGAAAACGCUCAUCCAGAUGCAGCGCUCCUAGUAGCCGGGGACUUUAAUGCAGGGAAACUUAAAUCCGUUCUACCUAAUUUCUACCAGCAUGUUAAAUGUGCAACCAGAGGGAAAAAAACUCUAGACCACCUUUACUCCACACACAGAGACGCAUACAAAGCUCUCCCUCGCCCUCCAUUUGGCAAAUCUGACCAUAACUCUAUCCUCCUGAUUCCUGCUUAUAAGCAAAAACUGAAGCAGGAAGCACCAGUGAUUCGGUUAAUAAAAAAGUGGUCAGAUGACGCAGAUGCUAAGCUACAGGACUGUUUUGCUAGCACAGACUGGAACAUGUUCCGGGAUUCUUCAGACAGCAUUGAGGAGUACACCACAUCAGUCACUGGCUUCAUCAAUAAGUGCAUCGAUGAUGUCGUCCCCACAGUGACCGUACGUACAUACCCCAACCAGAAGCCAUGGAUUACAGGAAACAUCCGCACUGAGCUAAAGGGUAGAGCUGCCGCUUUCAAGGAACGGGACUCUAACCCGGACGCUUAUAAGAAAUCCCGCUAUGACCUCCGACGAACCAUCAAACAGGCAAAGAGUCAAUACAGGUCUAAGAUUGAAUCAUACUACACUGGCUCUGACGCUCGUCGGAUGUGGCAGGGCUUGAAAACUAUUACAGACUACAAAGGGAAGCACAGCCGCGAGCUGCCCAGUGACACAAGCCUACCAGACGAGCUAAACCACUUCUAUGCUCGCUUCGAGGCAAGCAACACUGAAGCAUGCAUGAGAGCACCAGCUGUUCCGGACGACUAUGUGAUCACGCUCUCCGUAGCCGAUGUGAGUAAGACUUUUAAGCAGGUCAACAUUCACAAGGCCGCAGGGCCAGACGGAUUACCAGGACGUGUACUCCGAGCAUGUGCUGACCAACUGGCAAGUGUCUUCACUGACAUUUUCAACAUGUCCCUGACUGAGUCUGUAAUACCAACAUGUUUCAAGCAGACCACCAUAGUCCCCGUGCCCAAGAACUCUAAGAUAACCUGCCUAAAUGACUACCGACCCGUAGCACUGACAUCUGUAGCCAUGAAGUGCUUUGAAAGACUGGUCAUGGCUCACAUCAACAGCAUAAUCCCAGAAACCCUAGACCCACUCCAAUUUGCAUACCGCCCCAACAGAUCCACAGAUGAUGCAAUCUCUAUCGCACUCCACACUGCCCUUUCCCACCUGGACAAGAGGAACACCUACGUGAGAAUGCUAUUCAUUGACUACAGCUCAGCAUUCAACACCAUAGUGCCCUCUAAGCUCAUCACUAAGCUAAGGAUCCUGGGACUAAACACCUCCCUCUGCAACUGGAUCCUGGACUUCCUGACGGGCCGCCCCCAGGUGGUAAGGGUAGGUAACAACACAUCUGCCACACUGAUCCUCAACACGGGGGCCCCUCAGGGGUGCGUGCUCAGUCCCCUCCUGUACUCUCUGUUCACCCAUGACUGCAUGGCCAGGCACGACUCCAACACCAUCAUUAAGUUUGCCGACGACACAACAGUGGUAGGCCUGAUCACCGACAACGAUGAGACAGCCUAUAGGGAGGAGGUCAGAGAUCUGGCCGUGUGGUGCCAGGACAACAACCUCUCCCUCAAUUCCCCCUCAGGAGACUAAAAAGAUUUGGCAUGGGUCCUCAGAUCCUCAAAAAAUUCUACAGCUGCACCAUCGAGAGCAUCCUGACUGGUUGCAUCACCGCCUGGUAUGGCAACUGCUUGGCCUCUGACCGCAAGGCACUACAGAGGGUAGUGCGUACGGCCCAGUACAUCACUGGGGCAAAGCUCCCUGCCAUCCAGGACCUCUAUACCAGGCGGUGUCAGAGGAAGGCCCUCAAAAUUGUCAAUGACUCCAGCCACCCUAGUCAUUGACUGUUCUCUCUGCUAUCGCACGGCAAGCGGUACCGGAGUGCCAAGUCUAGGUCCAAAAGACUUCUCAACAGCUUCUACCCCCAAGCCAUAAGACUCCUGAACAGCUAAUCAUGGCUACCCGGACUAUUUGCACUGCCCCCCCACCCCAUCCUUUUUACGCUGCUGCUACUCUGUUAAGAAAGUAUUUAUGCAUAGUCACUUUAACUCUACCCACAUGUACAUAUUACCUCAACUACCUCAACUAGCCGGUGCCCCCGCACAUUGACUCUGCAACGGUACCCCCCUGUAUAUAUAGCCUCCCUACUGUCACUUUAUUUUACUGUAUAUAUAGCCUCCCUACUGUCACUUUAUUUUACUUCUGCUCUUUUUUUCUCAACACUUUUUUUGUUGUUGUUUUAUUCUUACUUUUUUGUUUAAAAUAAAUGCACUGUUGGUUAAGGGCUAUAAGUAAGCAUUUCACUGUAAUGUCUGCACCUGUUGUAUUCGGCGCAUGUGACCAAUAAAAUUUGAUUUGAUUUGAUUUGAUCAAAUCAAUUUAGUAAUUUCUGUAGUAACAAAACAUUUGGCCCAUAGCUAGCCUGUACAAUCAAAACACUAUCAAGAUACUGUACCUCAGUACACUUCACAUGUUUACAUGGUUCACAUUUUUUGCGGAGAUGAAGCAUUAAAUUGUACAGAGUACUAUGCUGUAUCCCGUGCAUAUGACAAUCAACUUUGAUUUGAUUUUGAUUUGACAAUCCCAGAAAAAUAGCAUAAAGAUCACUCAGAUGUCUGCAGAUCAUGGACAUUUAUUUCAGGGACAUUAUGGAAGAAACUAUUGCAUUGCUAUACUUUUGGUUUGUGGAUGAGAGCCACACUAGUGUUUCUUCUGUGGAUUUUCAUUGGACCAUUGGCCCUAUGUUCUGUCACUGCAAUGAGCUAUGGAUCUAAAAUGGCACCUUAGUAAAACACCUGUGUUGGACUGUCUGUCUGAGACUGUAGGGCUGGCAUUAUAGAAAACGACAAAUGAUGGUCAUGGUUUGAAUCGAAGCUCCAGACAACAACACUGUUGUCUUAUGGAAAGUUCAUAGCUGGCUCGUGUUCCUAAACCUUCCCUGCUCCCCUCUAUGCAAAUAUACUGUAUGUUUUCUCUGGAUCCAAAACCCCUCUUUUUCCCACUGUCCUGGAACAGCAGUGGGACACGUAAUAGUUAAGUUGCUAAGCAGAGACUCUGAUAUUUCAGUAAUGUUUUUUUCCCCAUCUAUUCAUGUGGAUAUUCAUUAAACCACUAUAGCAGGGGGUUCCCAAACUUUCUAGGCCCACGACCACAUUUUGAUAUCAGAACAUUUUUGCGACCCCAACCAUGUGAAAUAGUUUUAUGUAAUUAACAGACAAUGUUUACUUUGUUAAUUGUGGCUACGGCAGUCAAUUUUGAAACAUUCUAACAGUAUUUCUGAUUGUAUUCUCAAAUCACCAUCAUAUACUUUUAAUGUGGGCCUAUGACAGUCAAUUGCAAAUUAGUCUGACAUAAUUUCCCUUAUCUCACCACCACGUGCUUGAUGCAUGUCGCGUCGGAGCUUCUCAAAGUCAACGGGUGUGGUCGACAGUGCGCACCUCAUCUCUCCUGUCACAUCCAACCUGGAUAUAUAUUUGUUUUUAAUACAGACGAGAGUACUGAAUCAGCAUACCAUGAGUUUUAAUGCCCCAAGGGAGACGGCACAGUAUUCCCUUUGAGUCAUGAACCAAAUCUCCUCCAUAGUGACCCGUGAAUUCCUUGUCUGCAGCAUUAGGUCACAUGACAGCUCAAUCAGCUGUUCGAUUUCACUUACCGGCAUGUCAGCUGAGCCAGGGUAACAGUCUAACGGAUUUAGCUGAUUUGUUCACUCAUCUGAUCCUCCUCUCCACCCUCUCCGAGCUGGGCAUCUCCGGCGCGGCUCACUCUUGGAUUGCGUCCUACCUGACCGGUCGCUCCUACCAAGUGGCGUGGCGAGAAUCUGUCUCCGCACCACGUGCUCUCACCACUGGUGUCCCCAGGGCUCAGUUCUAGGCCCUCUCCUAUUCUCGCUAUACACCAAGUCACUUGGCUCUGUCAUAUCCUCACAUGGCCUCUCCUAUCAUUGCUAUGCAGACGACACACAACUAAUCUUCUCCUUUCCCCCUUCUGAUAACCAGGUGGCGAGUCGCAUCUCUGCAUGUCUGGCAGACAUAUCAGUGUGGAUGACGGAUCACCACCUCAAGCUGAACCUCGGCAAGACGGAGCUGCUCUUCCUCCCGGGGAAGGACUGCCCGUUCCAUGAUCUCGCCAUCACGGUUGACAACUCCGUUGUGUCCUCCUCCCAGAGUGCGAUGAGCCUUGGCGUGACCCUGGACAACACCCUGUCGUUCUCCACUAACAUCAAGGCGGUGACCCGAUCCUGUAGGUUCAUGCUCUACAACAUUCAGAGAGUACGACCCUGCCUUACACAGGAAGCGGCACAGGUCCUAAUCCAGGCACUUGUCAUCUCCCGUCUGGAUUACUUCAACUCGCUGUUGGCUGGGCUCCCUGCCUGUGCCAUUAAACCCCUACAACUCAUCCAGAAUGCCGCAGCCCGUCUGGUGUUCAACCUUACAAAGUUCUCUCACGUCACCCCGCUCCUCCGCACACUCCACUGGCUUCCAGUUGAAGCUCGCAUCUGCUACAAGACCAUGGUGCUUGCCUACGGAGCUGUGAGGGGAACGGCACCUCCGUACCUUCAGGCUCUGAUCAGUCCCUACACACAAACAAGGGCAUUGCGUUCAUCCACCUCUGGCCUGCUGGCCCCCCUACCUCUGCGGAAGCACAGUUCCCGCUCAGCCCAGUCAAAACUGUUCGCUGCUCUGGCACCCCAAUGGUGGAACAAGCUCCCUCACGACGCCAGGACAGCGGAGUCACUCACCACCUUCCGGAGACACUUGAAACCCCACCUCUUUAAGGAAUACCUGGGAUAGGAUAAAGUAAUCCUUCUACCCCCCCCUUACCCCACCCCCAAAAUAAGGUGAAUGCACCAAUUUGUAAGUCGCUCUGGAUAAGAGCGUCUGCUAAAUGACGUAAAUGUAAAUGUAAAUGUAAAUCUGUAGAAAUGUUUUGUAUUUCCCCUUGAUGCUUGCGUUCAGUUCCCCAAAUAUGUCUGUUACACAGGCAAGGAGACACAUUUUCUUUUCAAUACACAGAAAGUCAACAAAGUCUUUUUUUGUACAUCCAUUGUGAAUGACAACAGUUCUUCUCUCAAUUCUAAAAAUCUUUCCAACACUACCCCUCGAUAACCACCAAGCCUCGGUGUGAAAUAGAACAUUGUCAUGCUCUGAUCCCAUAUCUCCACGUAGUUUUGCGAACAGGCGUGUGAUGUAGUUUGCAAUCGAAGUUGCCUACUGCAUAUCUCCGAGUUCUGCGUUCAGCUCGUUUGCCACCAGUUCCUCUCGGUGUAUCCAUUAUAGCUCAGUGGGUGUAUCAUACAAUGCAUCCAUAUGGCAGAGGGAGAAACAUUCAUAACUAGAGUGCAGAGGCCUGCCCGCCGUCCCGUGAUAGAUGGAGCCCCAUCUGUGCAAAAUCCCGCCAUUUGAUCCCAUGGAAUCAGUUUUUCGUCAAUAUAGCCACGCAGCACACUGCACAUCCCCUGUGCCGAUUCAUGCUCGGAAAUAGUGAGACAGAACAAUAUGUCCUCAUGAAUAGCAUCUCCCGACAUGUAGCGAACAAAAGUCAAUGCAUGGGCAUCUCGGCCCUCACAGCUAACAUCCAUUUGGAGAGCAUAAGGUGGGGAGUUUUUGAGUCGUUCAGUCAGAGUUUUCUCUUGAUUGCUAUUUAUAGCGUCAAUUCUUAGUUUCACAGGGUUGUCUGACAAAGGUAUUGUUUUCACCAUAUCAAUUGCGGCCAGUAAAAACAAAUGAUAGUUCCACUAAGCGCAAACCAGAUGGGAUGGCGUAUCGCUGAAGAAUGCUGUGGUAGCCAUGCUGGUUAAGUGUGCCUUGAAUUCUAAAUAGAUCACAGACAGUGUCACCAGCAAAGCACCCCCACACCAUAACACCUCCUCCUCCAUGCUUUACGGUGAGAAAUACACAUGCGGAGAUCAUCUGUUCACCCACACCACGUCUCACAAAGACACGGCGGUUGGAACCAAAAAUCUCCAAUUUGGACUCCAGCACAACCAGGUUGGAACCAAAAAUCUCCAAUUUGGACUCCAGCACAACCAGGUCUCUUCUUCUUAUUGUGGUAGUGGUUUCUUUGCAGCACUUCGACCAUGAAGGCCUGAUUCACACAGUCCCCUCUGAACAGUUGAUGUUGAGAUGUGUCUGUUACUUGAAAUGUUCCCGAAUUGACUGAACUUCAUGUCUUAAAGUUUCUCUUUGCUUAUUUGAGCUGUUCUUGGUCUUUUACCAAAUAGGGCUAUCUUCUGUAUACCCCCCCUACCUUCUCACAACACAACUGAUUGGCUCAAACGCAUUAAGAAGGAAAUAAAUUCCACAAAUUGACUUUUAACUGUUCAUUGAAAUACAUUCCAGAUGACUACCUCAUGAAGCUGGUUGAGAGAAUGCCAAGAGUGUGCAAAGCUGUCAUCAAGGCAAAGGGUGGCUAUUUGAAGAAUCUCAAAUAUAAAAUAUAUAUAUAUAUAAUUUGUUUAACCCGUUUUUGUUACUACAUGAUUCCAUAUGUGUUAUUUCAUAGUUUUGAUGUCUUCACUAUUAUUCUACAAUGUAGAAAAUAGUAAAAAUAAAGAAAAACCCUGGUCGCGACCCCUAGUUUGGGAACAGGUGCAUUAUAGUCUAAUGUACCCUACUCAUGGUAUAACAUGAAUACCUCUUUGUCAUACUUGUUUUUUCUUAGGGCUCGAUUCAAUCUGUAUCGCCGAAGUUCAGCACUAUAGCAUGAUUUAAAUGUAAAGGUAAUUUCUGAUUGAGCCUACAUAUGCUGCGUUUACCAUGACAUUUUAGUCAUUUAGCAGACGCUCUUAUCCAGAGCGACUUACAGUUAGUGAAUGCAUAUAUAUUUUUUUCAUACUGGCCUCCCGUGGGAAACUAACCCACAUCCCUGCCGGCCAAUCCCCUACCUUGGAUGAUGCUGGACCAAUUGUGCGCCGCCCAUGGGUCUCCCGGUUGCGGCUGGCUGCGACAGAGCCUGGACUCGAACCAGGAUCUAUAGUGGCACAGCUAGCACUGCAAUGCAGUGCCUUAGACCACCGCGCCACUCGGGAGUCAAAUGAAUGCAGUCUCUGCUAACACGGGAACAUUGCCUUUACAUUUCUAUUGCGCAGUAGCGCAGCUCUUCAGCGCUACGGAUUGAAUCGAGCCCAUACUAUUUGAGUCAUGUAAUAGACAACAAUGUAGAAUCUGAUAUGAUGCUGGAAUUAAAUGCUAUUUCUCUCCACAAUGAAUGCUUUAUCUAGGACCAAUUUACAACUGUACCUUCAUGUUCAUAGUAACAAACAUCACUGUCAAUGGGACCUUGGUAUAAGCCGAUCUUGGAUUUAAUACACUCAAAUAACUCUCGUUGUCCAAAGAUUUAAAGCACUUACAGGUGGGUGAACUAUCCCUUUAAGGUUCAAAAGGUCAAAGGUUGUGUCUAAUCUGUCUGUUGACCUUCCUUGUCCUCUCAGGUGCAGCAGCCAUGUUUGACCGCCUCCACCUCCUGAGCCCCGUCCUCCUGUUCCUCCCCCUGGUCAUCCCUGUCCCGCCCCCCGGAGGUGCCUCUCCUGCCCCCUGCCGCCGCUGCUGUGACGACCUGGAGCCACAGGAGGGCCCUCCAGCUCCUCAGACGGGGGACCAAAAGAGUGGCCUGAACCAGAUGCCUGAAGUCCGCACCUUCAUCAACAUGACCAUCCUCAAAGGUGCGCCUGGAUUGUGCCUUUACACCUGCAAUACACAUAGCUUGAUCCUUGGUCUCUUUGUGGUGUUUUGCCAACUCCUAUGGUGGUUGUCAUGCCAAAGACAAAACAAUUGGCAAAACAGCACAAAGAGAUCUGGGACCAGAUCUGACUGAAUUCCAUUUGAUUGGAUUAUGAGUAUGUGUAUUCCAAUCCAUGGCUCUACUCAAUUGGACCUCUAAAUUCCUAUAGAGUUAGGCCCUGCUCGCAUUUGACACAUUUAAGAGACUUUGUACGAUUCUAGACAUUGAGAUUGGCUCGGUGUACAUGUGAUUCACCAGAGGUGAAGGGCUGCCCCUGGACUUAAUGAGGCUGUUGUGUUUCAAACUGAACUUUUCAUUGAAGGAAUGCCUUUAAUUUUUUCUCCAGACUGGAGGCUAGAAAGUCUGCUGCUAUUUCAGAACAUUAACCUGGCAUUGAACUUGCUUAUGUGGCAGAAUACAUGACCAAUAACGUAACAGUUUGUGUGUGUUUGUGUGCUCACCAGAGAGCGUGACCUGGCUUGGAAAAACAUGCUGUGGCUUUCCAAAAAUAAAGCAGCAGAAAGAAAUAUCCUGUUGAAGAUAAGCAGAAUUCCAGAACCCUAAAUUAUCAUAUACUGAAUGGGCUACAAUUAUGAGAACUCUGGAGUGACUCCAAGUUUACGUAACAUUCCUGUCUGGACUUGAGAAAAUCAUAAACAAUCUAUCUACACAAAGUCUUCCAUGAUCCAUGUUAUACUAACUUUAAUCUCAACAUUACCCCAUUUGGACCUUUAGUCUACAUUACUGUGUCAUAGCUCUCUAAUGACUCGUGCUGUAUAUUUUCCAUCUUGCCUCACAGGGGACAAGGGAAUCCGCGGGGACAGGGGGACACCUGGGAAGUCUGGUGAGGAAGGCGCUCCUGGAUCCCGAGGGCCAAUGGGCCCCAAAGGAACCAAGGGCCAGGCGGGCCCCCCAGGGGACCCCUGCAAGACCCAGGACGCAGCCUUCUCGGUGGGGCGUCGCAAGUCCCUCCACAGCGUGGACUAUUACCAGGCCCUGGUGUUCGACACAGAGUUCGUCAACCUCCACGGCCACUUCGACAUGUUCAAAGGAAAGUUCUACUGCUACGUCCCUGGGAUCUACUUCUUCAACGUCAACAUCCACACCUGGAACUUUAAGGAGACCUACCUGCACAUCAUGAGGAAUGACAAGGAGCAGGCCAUCGUGUACGCCCAGCCCAGCGAGAGGUCCAUCAUGCAGAGCCAGAGCCUUAUGUUGCCCCUUGAGCUCAACGACGAGGUGUGGGUCCGGCUGUACAAGAGGGAGAGGGAGAACGCUGUGUAUAGCGACGAUGUGGAU